CCUUCUGCUCUGUCUCUAAAAGUGCCUGUGACGAGGAGAGUUCAGCAUUUGCAUCACACUUCUGAGGCUCUCUGCCUGUGUUGUGUGCAGGGCGUUUUCUUUGUUCUAAUGGCGUGUGGAGAAAGCGGGGGCAAUAAGAAUUUACUAUGUUUAGGAAUUUUAGUGGUUGCUAGUUCAUUUUGCCAUUGCACAAGACUGACAAGGCUUAAAGCAUUGGAUAGAUUAAGAGGAAACUCGACGCUUAGCAAAAGUCAAGCUGAAGGAGGUGAUCUGUGCCAUGGAAGACUCUUAAUUGGGCAAAAUUCAUUGCAAGCUGAUGAACUCAAAGGAACAAAGGCCACUGAAAACGUUCUGGAUGUUGAUACAGAUUACCAAGAAGACAUGGGUUGGGGGGAGCCCAAGCAACCCAAAGGACAGGUUAGUGGCGUUUCAAGGCCAAAUUCAGAGACAGACAGCGCAGUAGUGGAACGACUCCUUAGAAUGGAACCAAAGGUUGAAUGCACAGGAGACUCCAUGAAGCUUCAGGUUCAAGAUGCUGCCUCUACCUGUGGAUCUCUGUUCUUUGUGGACAGAGGAAGUCGCAUGUCACCCCUGCCUCUGUCCAAGUUGCCAUCAAGCUGCGGAUACACUAUCAAGUCAACACAGAGCGAUUUGGUCUUGGUCGCACCUUACAAUGGUUGCUUUGUCGCUCUUGAGGAGGAUAGCUACAUUCUUCCAUUACGUUGGUGUGGGUUACCAGUGAGGAUGUCAUGCCCUUUGAAGAGGCAGUCUUCACCUAACCCUCCGAUGGUCACCUGCCACGCUGAGGGCAUGGUUGUGAAAACAACAUGGACGGUCUCUGUUGCUGACCUUAACUUAAAAUUGAAUGGCAACUGGGAGCCGCUGAUGAAGGCAUCACCCAGAUGUGGGUUCAGUGUGGUUGUACAUCCUGAAGGUGUGGUCAUCUCUGUUCGCUAUGCACCCUGCCUGGAGAAAAAGGAUGGAAUGUACACCCUUGAAUUGGCUGGAGAUGGAGAAACCCAAAUUUCCUGUCCAUCACUGUCACCAGCUCAAGCUGAACAGCCCAAAAAGCCUGGCAAAGUGGAGCAUCCCUCCACCCCUUCUCUGAAAAAUCCAGCACAAUCUGUUCUCCAGGUGCCGAAGAUUCCAGAAGCACCAAGCAAGAAACCAAAUCAAGAGCCAAAGGAUGUCUAUCCACCUCCAUUACAUUCCUACCCCAAUUUCUUUUACCCCUUUCCUGGAAAACCAAACACAAAUCCUGCACCUACUGUACAGCCAUCCCCACAAACUGUCCCUCCUGCAAAGGGACAAGUGCCCCAACCAUUCAUUCCUUCACCAUUUUAUCCCUGGCCAGCCCAACCAGAAGUGCCUGUUGCGAGAGAGGGCAAAGAUAACCCAACUAUUGCUCCAAUACCUCCUGAGCCCGAAGCCCCACAGGGCCAAGUACACCAGCCAUUCUACCCCUACCCCUUCUACCCUCGGCCAGUUCCUGAAAAGCCAACUGCUGCUCCAAAACCUCCACAGCCUGAAGCCCCUCAGGGCCAAGUAAAGCAGCCAUUCUACCCUCAGCCAAAGCCAGAAAAGCCAACUGCUGCUCCAAAACCUGAAGCCCCUUGGGGCCAAGUACAGCAGCCAUUCUACCCAUACCCCUUUCCCUUCUACCCUCAGCCAGAAAAGCCAACUACUGCUCCCAAACCUCCACAGCCUGAAGCCCCUUGGGGCCAAGUACAGCAGCCAUUCUACCCAUACCCCUUUCCCUUCUACCCUCAGCCAGAAAAGCCAACUACUGCUCCCAAACCUCCACAGCCUGAAGCCCCUCAGGGCCAAGUACAGCAGCCAUUCUACCCAUACCCCUUUCCCUUCUACCCUCAGCCAGAAAAGCCAACUACUGCUCCCAAACCUCCACAGCCUGAACCUGAAGCCCCUCAGGGCCAAGUACAGCAACCAUUCUACCCCUACCCCUUCUACCCUCAGCCAGAGCCUGAAAAGCCAACUGCUGCUCCAAAACCUCCACAGCCUGAAGCCCCACAGGGCCAAGUACAGCAGCCAUUCUACCCUCAGCCAGAGCCAGAAAAGCCAACUGCUGCUCCCAGACCUCCACAGCCUGAAGCCCCUCAGGGCCAAGUACAGCAACCAUUCUACCCCUACCCCUUCUACCCUCAGCCAGAGCCUGAAAAGCCAACUGCUGCUCCAAAACCUCCACAGCCUGAAGCCCCUCAGGGCCAAGUACAGCAGCCAUUCUACCCUCAGCCAGAGCCAGAAAAGCCAACUGCUGCUCCAAAACCUCCACAGCCUGAAGCUCCUCGGGGCCAAGUACAGCAGCCAUUCUACCCUCAGCCAGAGCCAGAAAAGCCAACUGCUGCUCCCAGACCUCCACAGCCUGAAGCCCCUCAGGGCCAAGUACAGCAACCAUUCUACCCCUACCCCUUCCCCUUCUACCCUCAGCCAGAAAAGCCAACUACUGCUCCAAAACCUCCACAGCCUGAAGCUCCUUGGGGCCAAGUACAGCAGCCAUUCUACCCUCAGCCAGAGCCAGAAAAGCCAACUGCUACUCCAAAACCUACACAGCCUGAAGCCCCUCAGGGCCAAGUACAGCAGCCAUUCUACCCUUGGCCAGAGCCUGAAAAGCCAACUGCUGCACCAGAGCCAGAAAAGUCAUCUGCUGCUCCAAAACCUCCACAGCCUGAAACCCCUCAGGGCCAAGUACAGCAACCAUUCUACCCCUACCCCUACCCCUUCCCCUUCUACCCUCAGCCAGAAAAGCCAACUACUGCUCCAAAACCUCCACAGCCUGAAGCUCCUCAGGGCCAAGUACAGCAGCUAUUCUACCCUCAGCCAGAGCCUGAAAAGCCAACUGCUGCUCCUGAACCUGAAGCCCCUCAGGGCCAAUGUCAGGAACAUCUUUCCAUAUUCAUUGCCUGUUGA
Messenger RNA from Epinephelus lanceolatus (giant grouper), 2925 nucleotides. Lineage: Eukaryota; Metazoa; Chordata; Actinopteri; Perciformes; Serranidae. The record is from RefSeq and is a predicted model, not a curated record.